CGGCGGCGCUGCCGCCCAGCGACUGAACCCGCGCUGGCAGUGGACAUGGACAGAACGGUCGGUUGACGCCUCAGGUAAAAUCUGCGACUUCUCCCGACCGAACACCGAACUUGAAUUCUUUUGAGUCCGCAGCGCAACCUCGCCUUCCACCACAAAGUCAAGUACCGUGGUGCCACCUUGAAGCACCUAUCGUCAACUUGGGCUCGCACUCUUUCCACGCAAAGUCCGCCACUCGAUUCAUCCCCGAACCGCAAUCAUGGUCUCGACCGGUGUCAACGUUUUCCGGUGGUCCGCCCUGGCCUUCGGUGUCUUCUACGGCUUCUCGCACCAGCGGGCGAUAACCGCCAACCAGAAGGCCAUCCACGACAAGCACGAGUGGGAGCAGAAGCAAAAGGUGAUAGACCAGGCCAAGGCCGAGUACCAGAAGAAGAAGAACCCUGCCCCCGCCUCGAGCGACGAUGUUGUGAUGGACCCUGCCGACCCCAAAUUCGAUCUCGAGAAGCUAUUGCUCAAGGUGUCCGAGGAGAAGGCCUAAGAAGCUUUGGAACAGAGGUGGACGAGAAGCCAUGCCAUGUCGGAUUUCCCCAGAACGAGGGCCGGCUACGGCAAAGACGCGCGGAGAGGAUGGACUUGCAGCCAUCGGAUGACGGACGGCGAGCUCAAUGUAUCAUCGCAACUGACAGUGGUGGCACUGCAUAGAAUUUCCUUGGGUUCUCUUGUGCUUUUUGUACAGGUGUAAAAUACAACAAUUAGACCACAAUGGAUAUGCGCGCGUGUACAUUCAGACCACUUGGUCUGCAGAGUUACUGUGAUGUGGGAGUGGGA
This is a messenger RNA of Emericellopsis atlantica, 825 nucleotides long. Its product is annotated as ATP synthase E chain-domain-containing protein. The record is from RefSeq and is a predicted model, not a curated record. The transcript has 3 exons. Gene Ontology annotation, biological process: proton motive force-driven ATP synthesis. NCBI's taxonomy places the organism in Eukaryota, Fungi, Ascomycota, Sordariomycetes, Hypocreales, Bionectriaceae. Gene Ontology annotation, molecular function: proton transmembrane transporter activity. Bases 257 to 535 code for a protein of 92 amino acids.